ACGACCCAAAUAAGGAUUCGUACAUAUUGAAACCAGACCUCGAACGCCGGGUUGUCUCUGUUCCCCUUCGAAUCGCCAUGACUGCUCUGCAAUACCUUGAAUCGCUGCGCAACGCGCACCCUGAGCUCUCAGAUUGGUAUAAUUCGCUGGAAGAUCUAUACCAGAAGAAACUCUGGCACCAGCUCACUCUGAAGCUUGAGCAGUUCGUUGCUCUUGCUGUUUUUCAGGCCGGUGAUGCUCUUAUACAGUUAUAUCACAAUUUCAUAACAGACUUUGAGACUAAGAUCAAUCUUCUCAAGCUUGCACAUUUUGCUGUGACUGUGUCUCGGCAGUAUUCUGAAAAAGAAGCUGCUAUUGGUUAUCUUGAAGGAAUCAUUGAAAAGCUUCAAGCUACGAAAGAACAGCGCAUAGAAGAACCAAUUCUUUACAUCAAGCUGCAAAUUGCCUUAUUUAAGCUUGAGCAAGGUGACCAAAAGGAAUGCAAGAAACUUCUAGAUGAUGGGAAGAGUACGCUUGAUAGCAUGACAGAUAUUGAUCCAUCUGUAUAUGCUAGCUAUUACUGGGUAUCAUCUCAGUAUUAUAAAUUUCGCCAGGAAUUUGCUGAGUUCUACAAAAGUGCUCUUCUCUAUCUGGCAUAUACAUCAGUGGAGUCUCUCUCAGACUCAUUCAAGCUGGAUUUGGCAUUUGAUUUGUCCCUUUCUGCUCUUCUGGGAGAUAACAUCUACAACUUUGGAGAACUUCUUGCUCAUCCUAUUAUAAAAAGUCUUCAGGGGACAAAGGUGGAAUGGCUCUACGAUAUUCUUCAGGCAUUUAAUUCUGGCGAUUUAGUUUGCUAUCAAGAAUUAUGCCGGGUCCAUAAUGCUGCUUUAAGGGCUCAGCCAGCAUUAGUUCAGAAUGAGCAAAGAUUGUUGGAAAAAAUAAACAUUCUCUGCUUGAUGGAGAUUAUAUUCAGUCGACCCUCUGAAGCUCGAACUAUUCCUUUGAGAGUUAUUGCUGAUCGCACAAAACUUUCUGUGGAGGAUGUGGAGCAUCUCCUCAUGAAGAGCCUUUCAGUUCAUCUGAUUGAGGGUAUAAUCGAUCAAGUGGAUGGCACCGUUCAUAUUACUUGGGUGCAGCCUAGAGUUCUUGGAAUUCCACAGAUUAAAUCUUUACGGGAUCGACUGGAUAACUGGACGAGUAAAGUGCACACCGCGUUGCUCUCCAUCGAGGCAGAAACGCCUGAUCUAAUCGGGUCAUGAUUGUUUGGAUUUGCUUUCUGUCCAUUGUAACAAUUUAAGUAGAAGGGAACACAUCCUGGGGCGGCAAAAAGUGAGGAGACUCAGUUCAAAUGGACUAUAGAGCCAACUUUACAUCUUUUGUUUGGUGCUGCCUGCUGCUCAUGGAACACGCGCUUCCUGGAAGCAGCAGCCUUUUGUACUUGGCUUAGGAAGUGUUGGUUCUUUGGUUGCAUGCUUAGAGACAGUGAAAUCAAUUUGAAACAGGCUGUUUUUAACGCUUUAGAGUGGUUAAAUUAAUCAUAGACUGUGUAUCCUGAAUUUUGCCUGGAUACAACCGGAUUUGUCCACA
Messenger RNA from Neltuma alba, 1566 nucleotides. Its product is annotated as 26S proteasome non-ATPase regulatory subunit 13 homolog B. The coding region runs from base 78 to 1238 and encodes 386 amino acids. Gene Ontology annotation, biological process: ubiquitin-dependent protein catabolic process. The record is from RefSeq and is a predicted model, not a curated record. Gene Ontology annotation, molecular function: structural molecule activity. Gene Ontology annotation, cellular component: cytosol; nucleus; proteasome regulatory particle, lid subcomplex. Lineage: Eukaryota; Viridiplantae; Streptophyta; Magnoliopsida; Fabales; Fabaceae. The transcript is spliced from 6 exons.